Molecule: messenger RNA, 979 nt
Organism: Musa acuminata AAA Group (dessert banana)
Lineage: Eukaryota; Viridiplantae; Streptophyta; Magnoliopsida; Zingiberales; Musaceae
Exons: 3
Coding region: 74-448 (124 amino acids)
Source: RefSeq, a predicted model, not a curated record
UGAAGCCCGCCUCUGUUGCUGCUCUUCUACCGAGCAGCUUCAUCACCCUUCGCUGCUACCAUCAAUCUUGAGUAUGGAGAAUCUCACAGCGAGCGAGAUUGCAGGAUUCGGGGUGGGGGCGCUUCUGUUGUGCGCCACCAUAGCUGCCCCAAGAGUUGAUGCCUUCAUCUCAGCCUCUCAGAGGAGGUCUUUGGAUAUGUGUAAGAGAUGUGGCAAUCUAAGGAUGAUAGCAUGCUCGCAGUGCAAAGGAAUAGGCUCAGUUAAGAAAGGAGGAGCUUUUGGCUUCAGAGUUCUGGAAGCGAUUUACGAAUCUCUGGAAGACAGAAAUACACCAAAACAAUUGGUACCAUGCAUCAACUGUCAAUCUAAGGGGCGCUUGCCAUGUCCUAACUGUUCCAAGCUUCCAGUUAAGCAAUUCACGAAGCUUCACAAUAUCCUCACCGUGUGAGUGCACACACCCUAAUGCUCAGAAAUCGCCGGAUUUGGUAAUGUUGAUGUCGCAAUUUAUAUAUUCGACAAUGUCGAUGUCUCAAUUUAUCGAAGAAAAUAAAUACUAGUUGUGAUGAUUUGAUGAUCUCUUCCUGUGCCAGCCAGUGUCAGAUCUUCAGUGCUUUGCGCAAUGUUUACUGCCUAGGAUGUGGAAUUGUUAGGCAGCAUCCACAAUGUGAAUUGAUGGUUUAACUUGCAUACUGAAGCAGUAGCUGACAUGAGACUGUCUUAGGAUUUCGUGGCUGGUAUUUAGUUUUACUUACUUGCAAAUCAUGUGCUAUAAACUUCAGAGGAUUUAUUACAGUUGGUCUCUAAACCAAGAAAUUGAGGGAUAUGGUGUUCACUCACAAUCCUGCAUGCUAUUGAAGUCAUUUUAUUUUGCAGAAACAUGCAUUUGUUCAGCUGUCUCUCUGCAACUUAAUGGCUUGUAGAUGAUAAAAAGUGUUUGUACAUGGUCCAUCUGAUUGCACAAAAGAAGACAUGAGUCCCA